AUGCCUAUCUAUAGAUAUUCCAUUCUCAAUAAAAGUUAUUUAACUAAAUAUGGUAAUCAUAAUAUUAUUGCUCAACGGGCUAUUGCUACAAGUAUUUUAAAACAUGCAUUAAAAUUAAGAUAUUGGAUGUUUGGAGGUGCCCUGAGUGGAGGUGUUGCCACUGCCAAUUGGUAUGAUGAAUGGAAAAAAAAUUUACCUGAUAUUCCACCUUGGUUGAAAAUUGAUGGAUCACUUACCAAAAAAUUUAAUACGAAACUUGAGGCAGCUUUUGAAAAUUGGAAUAACUUUACAUUUACUCAAACUAUACCAAGUUUAAAUAAAAAAAUAAUAGAUUUUGAACAUAAUAAAUCUAAUGAAAAUAAAGAGCAAAGUAAAUCUAAUGAAAAUGGAGAACAAAAUAAUAGUAAUAAAGAUAAAGUAAAUGGGGGUUUACUGGCGGCAUUUGGAGGUUUUGCAUUUGGAAGGAAGAAAGAUGAAGAGACUGAACAGGUGUUGUCACAAGAAGAAAGGGUUAAAAAAUUACAAGAGGAAUUACUUAAAGUACAAUCUCAAUACCAAAAAGAAUUAGAGAGAUUGGAGAAAGAAAAUACUAAUUUGAAGCAAAAACUUUUAUUAACUGAUCAAACAUCAUUAAAGCACAUGAAAAAUAUUAAACGUAGUUUGAUAGAUUUAUAUUCAGAAGUUCUUGAUAUACUAACUGAAUAUGAUACUUCAUACAACACUGCUGAUAAUCUACCACGAGUUGUUGUUGUUGGAGAUCAAAGUGCUGGUAAAACCUCUGUUCUUGAAAUGGUCGCACAGGCAAGAAUUUUUCCACGUGGUUCAGGGGAGAUGAUGACACGUUCACCUGUAAAAGUAACAUUAUCUGAAGGACCUUACCAUGUAGCACAAUUUAAAGAUUCUACUAGAGAAUUUGAUCUUACAAAUGAAAAAGAUUUAGAAGCUUUAAGAAAUGAAAUUGAGGUUAGAAUGAGAAAUUCAGUUGCUGAUGGAAAGACUGUCUCUCAAGAUGUUAUCAGCCUUACAGUUAAAGGACCAAAUUUAAGUAGGAUUGUGUUAAUUGAUUUACCAGGAGUCAUUUCAACAGUUACAGCUGACAUGGCACGUGAUACAAAAGAUGAUAUUAUAAAAAUGGCAAAACAAUAUAUGGAAAAUCCAAAUGCAAUAAUAUUAUGCAUUCAAGAUGGUUCAAUUGAUGCUGAAAGGAGCAAUGUCACAGAUCUUGUUAGUUCAAUAGAUCCUUACGGAAGACGUACAAUUUUUGUUUUAACAAAAAUUGAUUUAGCUGAAGCAAGUCUUCAAAAUCUCAAUAGAAUCAAACGUAUUUUAGAAGGAACAUUAUUCCCAAUGAAAGCAUUAGGAUAUUUUGGUGUUGUUACUGGACGUGGAAAUAAAGCCGAUAGUAUUGAAAAUAUUAAAGAAUAUGAGGAGCAAUUUUUUGAAAAAUCAAGAUUACUUAAAGAAGGACUUCUUACUCCAAGUCAAUUAUCUACAAAAAAUAUGACUCUUGCUGUAUCUGAUAGAUUCUGGAAAAUGGUAAAAGAUUCAAUAGAAACUCAAGCUGAUGCAUUUAGGGCUGCACGUUUUAAUCUUGAGGCAGAAUGGCGUAAUAAUUUUCCAAGAAUUAGAGAACUAAGUCGAGAUGAGUUGUUUGACAAAGCACGAGGAGAAAUUCUUGAUGAAAUUGUAAGUUUAUCACUUGUCAAACCUGAUACAUGGGAAAAAGAAGUACAAGAUAAAUUAUGGCAUUUGAUUUCUUUCAAUAUAUUUGAUCAAGUACUAAUGCCGGCGCUUUCUGUUGACAAUGCUGGAACUUUUAAUACUCAACUUGAUAUAAAAUUACGACAUUUUGCAGAGAAAGAACUUGCUUAUAAAAGUGUUACAAGUGGAUAUGAAACAUUAGCAUCUGUAUUUACAAAUCUAGUCCGAAAUAGUAAUAAUCAAAAACAUGAAAAAGAUGGAAUAUUUGAUAACUUGAAAGAAGCAGUUCUUGAAACAUCUCUAAAAGAUCAUAGAUGGGAUAAGAAAGCUGUAGAUUAUUUAAAAGUUAUCCAAUUUCAGGCUUUAGAUGAUAGAGCUAUUAAUGAUCGUGCUACAUGGGAAAAAGCAUGCAAAUUUAUGAAUGAGAAGGUUUCUGAGAGACUAAAUGAAGUUAGAAAACUUAUUGAUGAAGCUAGAGGGCCCAGUUUAAUAAGUUCAUGGACUCAUUGGACAACACCAACUGAUGAGCAAGUAUUGAAUGGUUGUAUUCAAAAUGACUUGAGAAACAUUAUAAAUAAUGAUCCUGAUCACAAAAGUGGUUUAUCUGAUGAUGACAUGACUGUUGUUAAAAGAGGUCUUGAAGCACGUGGAUUUUUCGAUUUACCAAGUGAUGUAAUAAGAAGGCAAUGGAGAUUAAUUUAUAAAGAACAUUUCCUUUCUCAACUUUUACGUGUUUCUGCAGAAUGGAAGAAUUAUUAUCAAAAUUACAAGCAAGGAUUUAAUGAUGGAGAUAUUGAAACACAUGUUAUAAUUUUCUUCCAUCGUAUCUCAAAAAUGCUUGAGCUUUCAUCGACUGCUUUACGACAACAAAUAAUGUCAACAGAACAAAGAAAUUUAGAAAAAGAAAUUAAAACACUUCUUGAUGCAUGGUCACAAGAAAAUGAAAUUAAAAAGAGAUAUCUAACUGGACGUCGCGUAGAAUUGGCUGAAGAGCUACGACAAGUUCGUCACAUUCAAGAAAAAUUAGAAAACUUCAUUCUUCAGUUGCGUGAAGAGAAAGCAUAA
Molecule: messenger RNA, 2766 nt
Organism: Strongyloides ratti
Lineage: Eukaryota; Metazoa; Nematoda; Chromadorea; Rhabditida; Strongyloididae
Product: Dynamin-like 120 kDa protein, mitochondrial
Exons: 2
Coding region: 1-2766 (921 amino acids)
Biological process (GO): mitochondrial fusion
Cellular component (GO): microtubule; cytoplasm; mitochondrial membrane
Molecular function (GO): GTP binding; microtubule binding; GTPase activity
Source: RefSeq, a predicted model, not a curated record